GUACACACUAGGCGAUCCAAUCCCAAUCACGAGCCGAAAGGAAUUACCGUCCAUCGGCCAUGGCUUCGUCGCCGCGUAACUCGCGUUCCCGCUCGCGCUCACGUUCACCAACGCAGUCUGCGUCUCGGCGCUCUCCUGGUUGCAACGCGCGCAAAAGCUCCGCAUCUCGCUCUCGCUCCCGUUCUGCCUCUCGGUCCGCGUCCAAAGCGCGUUCGUCUGCUGAUGAGAAAUCCCCCAGUCGUAGCAAAGAAGCAUCCAAAUCGAAGACUGUGACGCUGCGCGUCGAGAACCUCACGCGCAACGUGAAUGCCGACCACCUGCGCGAGAUCUUCGGCAAGUUCGGUGUCGUCGUGCGCGUUGACAUGGCCGUUCCUAGAGGCAAAGCCAGUGCCUUUGUGGCCUUUGCUGCUCAGAAGGAUGCGGACAAUGCCAAGGACCACAUGCACGACGGCUGGCUGGACGGCAACAAGCUGCGCGUGCUGCCGGAUGCCCCCAAGCCUGAGCCUAAUCGCACGGUAACGCACUCGUCGCUGUCUCCAAGAAGCCGUAGUCGACGCGGCGGUCGCUUCCGGUCGCCUUCGCCGGCACGACGUGGAGGAAGAGGGCGACGCGCCGCGUCACCGUUCAGAGGACGCAGUCGGAGCCGCAGCUUUGGCAACCGACGUGGACGCUCCCGUUCGCCGGCAUUCCGUCGCCGUGCGCCGUCGCCAUUCCGUGGAGGACGACGCAGUCCGUUCCGGGGUCGUCGACGCUCUCCAAGUCCAUUCCGACGUCGUCGUAGUCCCAGUCGUAGCAGAAGCCGCAGUCGGAGCUUCAGCAGAAGUCGCAGCCGCAGCUUUAGCCGUUCGCGAGGCCGCAGUCGAAGUCGCAGUGUGAGUCGCAGCCGGAGCCGCAGUCGAGGACAUAGCUCUAGUAGCCGCAGUCGAAGCUCCAGUCGCGGCCGGAGACGCCGCAGCCCCAGUCGGAGCCGAAGCAGAAGCCGCAGCCGCAGCUAAGGACAGUACGAGCCUCAGUGAUGGCCUGCACACUUGCUCAAGUGUUUUUGACUUUGCUGCUUUACUGCCGUUUCUAAUGAAUACAUCACGUCCUUGGAUUCUUGACAAUUGCAAAACUACCAGACGUGCUUGCUUAGCU
This is a messenger RNA of Phytophthora nicotianae INRA-310, 1134 nucleotides long. RefSeq lists its product as hypothetical. NCBI's taxonomy places the organism in Eukaryota, Oomycota, Peronosporomycetes, Peronosporales, Peronosporaceae. The transcript has 2 exons. Gene Ontology annotation, biological process: mRNA splicing, via spliceosome. The record is from RefSeq and is a predicted model, not a curated record. Bases 60 to 995 code for a protein of 311 amino acids. Gene Ontology annotation, cellular component: ASAP complex; nucleoplasm; cytoplasm. Gene Ontology annotation, molecular function: RNA binding.